CUGGUUUGGAAGUAAAUGAAAAAUGUAGACGAUAAUGGCUUUUUAACCCUAAAAAAAUCUGAAGUUCUUAACGAGGAAACACGGUGUCGUUUUCAGUAUACUGUUUGUCGCUUCUCAAUCAUUGGAUUCCUUCAACGUCUUAUGAAUUAUGAUCCACACUUGUUGAAGAGGCAAAGAGGAAUUCGAAUCUCUUUGCGUUCUGCCACCGCUAUCGAUCCGAUCGUCUUUACACUACAAACUGUAAAAACACGACAAGACCAUCGCAUCCUUGAAUCUAUACAUAUAGCUCGGAGAGAGGAGGCGGGGUUUUGUAAAAUGGCGGCACGAGUGCUGAGGGUGGCGCACGAUGGGAGCGGGGAGUACCGGACGGUUCAGGAGGCGAUUGACACGGUCCCGCUAAGUAAUACUCGUCGAACAGUGAUUCGCGUCUCACCGGGGAUCUACAAGCACCCCGUAUACAUCCCCAAGACCAAGAACUUCAUCACUCUCGCUGGUUCGGACCCGGAAAUCACAGUCCUCACUUGGAACAACACCGCCUCCAAAAUUGAGCAUCAUCAGGCUUCUAGGGUGAUUGGGACUGGAACGUUCGGUUGUGGGAGUGUUAUUGUGGAAGGAGAGGACUUUAUUGCCGAGAACAUCACUUUUGAGAACUCUGCUCCUGAGGGUUCUGGCCAAGCUGUAGCAAUCAGAGUAACUGCAGAUCGAUGUGCCUUUUAUAAUUGCAGGUUUCUUGGUUGGCAGGAUACUUUAUACUUGCAUCAUGGGAAGCAAUAUUUGAAAGAUUGCUAUAUCGAAGGAAGUGUGGAUUUCAUUUUUGGGAAUAGCACUGCACUGCUGGAGCAUUGUCAUAUCAACUGCAAGUCAGCAGGAUUUAUAACUGCUCAAAGCAGAAAAUCUUCCCAGGAGACAACUGGUUACGUGUUUCUUAGAUGUGUGAUUACUGGCAAUGGAGGGACACAAUAUGCAUAUCUUGGGCGCCCUUGGGGGCCGUUUGGACGGGUGGUCUUUGUUUACACCUAUAUGGAUGCAUGUAUCAAACAAUUAGGCUGGAAUAAUUGGGGCAAAACUGAAAACGAGAGAACAGCUUGUUUUUACGAGUAUAGGUGUUUUGGCCCAGGGAGUUGCUCAUCGAAAAGAGUAACAUGGGCUAGAGAAUUAGUAGAUGAAGAAGUUGAACAGUUUCUCAUGCAUUCUUUUAUCGAUCCAAAUCCAGAAAGGCCCUGGUUGGCACAGAGAAUGGCGUUGAGGAUCCCAUAUUCUGCUUAAAAUUACCUUCUGAGGGAGAGUUAUGCAGCAAAUAAUUUGAAAUGGAGGGUUGGACUUCAUUUUUGUAGAUGAAUAAGAUAUGUAUAAUAGUUUAUUCCAGAUGUUAGAUUGUGAAGGCAUGAGAUAAUCAUAAACCCCCUUCUUUUAUAUCUGCUAUGGUUGUUUCUGUAUCUGCAAAAGCAUUUUGAUGCUAAAAGAGUGUUUCAGAGUUAUCAUGGUAAAACUAGCAUUGUCUAUCUUACAUGUUAUGUAGGUAAAGAAAAAUGUAAGGAUAUUUUCAUUUUCUGUAGGAAUAUGGAUGGAAAUGGAUUUGUUA
Molecule: messenger RNA, 1582 nt
Organism: Tripterygium wilfordii
Lineage: Eukaryota; Viridiplantae; Streptophyta; Magnoliopsida; Celastrales; Celastraceae
Product: pectinesterase 31
Exons: 6
Coding region: 16-1266 (416 amino acids)
Biological process (GO): cell wall modification
Molecular function (GO): pectinesterase activity
Source: RefSeq, a predicted model, not a curated record